UACUCCGUAAAUAAGAAGAGGGAGAAAAUUUCCGGCUAAAGUAAGCUACUGAUAUAAUUUUCCUUCUCCCGUUCUCUCGUAUGGCUUAAAAUUAGCUCGAUAUUGCAUUUCCGGUGGUCAAUCAACGUUGAACUCUGACUAUACGGAGAAUAUUUUAGUUGUACUGAGUUAAGCUUCACUGUACGGUGUGGAGAUAUUACUGUCAUGGAUGAGCUCGAGAAGCAUAGUAUCUUGAUGGUGUCAGAUUUUUUCUAUCCCAAUUUUGGUGGCGUUGAGAAUCACAUUUAUUAUCUAUCUCAAUGCUUGAUGAAGCGGGGCCAUAAGGUGGUUGUUAUGACUCACGCUUAUAAAAAUCGCUCUGGAGUGAGAUAUAUGACGGGUGGGUUGAAAGUUUACUAUGUGCCAUGGAAGCCUUUUCUUAUGCAGAAUACACUACCCACUUUUUAUGGUACACUUCCUAUCAUAAGGACUAUUCUAAUUCGGGAAAAGAUAACUUUGGUUCAUGGACAUCAAGCCUUCUCUACUCUAUGCCAUGAAGCUCUGAUGCAUGCACGUACAAUGGGUUACAAAGUUGUAUUCACUGAUCAUUCUCUUUAUGGAUUUGCUGAUGUGGGAAGCAUUCACAUGAACAAGGUAUUGCAAUUUACUCUAGCUGAUGUAACCCAGGCUAUCUGUGUGUCUCACACAAGCAAAGAAAACACAGUCUUAAGAUCAGGGCUGCCACCGGAAAAGGUUUAUGUCAUUCCAAAUGCCGUGGACACUGCAAUGUUCAAACCUGCUCCAGAAAAGCUUAGUCGGGAGGAAAUUGUUAUAGUUGUGAUAAGUAGAUUAGUUUACAGGAAAGGGGCAGAUUUACUAGUUGAAGUUAUCCCUGAAGUAUGCCGCUUGUAUCCCAAUGUUCGCUUCAUUGUUGGAGGAGAUGGACCUAAACGAGUGCGCCUGGAAGAGAUGAGGGAAAAGCACUCUCUCCAAGAUCGAGUUGAGAUGUUGGGAGCAGUGCCACAUGCCAAAGUGCAGUCAGUGUUAAUAACUGGCCAUAUUUUCUUGAACAGUUCUUUAACAGAAGCAUUUUGCAUAGCUAUAUUAGAAGCAGCAAGUUGUGGGUUGCUGACAGUUAGCACACGUGUUGGAGGAGUUCCAGAGGUUCUUCCAGAUGAUAUGGUUGUUCUUGCAGAGCCAGAUCCUAGUGAUAUGGUACAAGCAGUCACAAAGGCAAUACACAUGCUUCCCCAGAUUGAUCCACUAGUCAUGCACAACCGUAUGAAGAAACUAUAUAGCUGGCAUGAUGUUGCUAAGAGGACAGAGAUUGUGUAUGAUCGUGCUCAAAAACACUCAAAUCCUCCACUAUUGGAGCGAUUAUCUAGGUAUCUUACUUGUGGAGCUUGGGCAGGCAAACUGUUUUGCAUAGUUAUGAUAAUUGACUUCUUGCUCUGGCGUCUCUUGCAACUAUGGCAGCCUGACAACGAGAUUGAGGUGGUGCCUGACAUUUGUUUGAUGAAUUCUCAACAUGACACCAACAAGGAUGAAAGCAAUACAUGAUUUUUCACUUCAUAGGACAUGUUUGUAUUACAUUCGACAAAAUGAUUAGCUGACCCUUUUACUUCUACUCUUCGAGAAUGUAAAUACAACUAGGUAAGCCACUUCUUUGUCUGACCGUA
Messenger RNA from Ipomoea nil (Japanese morning glory), 1658 nucleotides. RefSeq names its product phosphatidylinositol N-acetylglucosaminyltransferase subunit A. Gene Ontology annotation, molecular function: phosphatidylinositol N-acetylglucosaminyltransferase activity. The record is from RefSeq and is a predicted model, not a curated record. Gene Ontology annotation, cellular component: glycosylphosphatidylinositol-N-acetylglucosaminyltransferase (GPI-GnT) complex. The transcript is spliced from 9 exons. The coding region runs from base 205 to 1539 and encodes 444 amino acids. Gene Ontology annotation, biological process: GPI anchor biosynthetic process. Lineage: Eukaryota; Viridiplantae; Streptophyta; Magnoliopsida; Solanales; Convolvulaceae.